AAAAAAUGAAAAUGACGGGAACCUGAGGGGGUUUUUGUGGAUCAAGCAGGUCUUUCCAGGGGCAUAUUUGGCAUUUUGAAAUCUGAAAACCCUUCUUCCCGAUGACUUACGCGGCGCCUCUUUCGUGACCCGUCUUCGGUCUCAGCCCUUCUCAGGUCUCACUCUGAGCCCCUCUCAGGUCUUAGUCUCACCGUCUCAGGUCUCAGCUACUUGGCACAGCCUCAGCAACUCAACCUUACCGUCUCGUCUUCUGUUGGUCGGUGUCGGUUGGCCUCGGCCUUCAUUCCAUUCCACCCUUCUUCAUUCUUAGUCUUCCUCAAUGAUGGCAGAGUAGCAGCUCGAGCUCGAGCUCGUCUUCUUUACUCUUCUCUGAGCUCAGCAGCGAUCGACGGUUCACCUUCGUCUUCUUCACGACUUCACCCUUCAGAUUCAGAACAGUAGCGUAGCGUCGAGUCUUCGCCCUUCUCAUCUUUGUAUCCUCCACUUCCAGUGCCUUUCCAUUGACGAAAUAUUGACUGAAGCAAGCUGGAAGAGUGCUGAAAACCUAACAGUUAAGACAACCAUUGGAGCUCAAAGAUGCCAGGCCCCACUGUAGAAUUGGAGCCAGUGGAGCCUCAAUCACUGAAGAAACUAAGUUUCAAGUCCCUCAAGCGUGCUCUCGAUCUCUUCUCUCCCAUCCAGGGCCAGCUUGCUCCACCUGAUGCCGAGAGCAAGAAAAUUCGCAUUAGCUACAAGGUGAAUGUGGAAUAUGCUGGAAUCAAAAGCACCGCUAAUCAACCUCGUCAACAAUCAGAUCACAGUCAACAACCAGGGCCCUCUAAUGCACUUGCUCUUCCAGGUCCAGAAGAUUCCAAGGAUCCUAAGAAAGGAGCAGCACAAAAUGCUUUGGUAGUUGGCCCAUCUAUGCCAACUCCAGCAUCGAAUGACCUUGGUUUUCCAAGCAAAAGUGCGGCAAUUAUUUCUGCCCCUGGUUCAUCUGAAAGGAAUUUCUCAACAUCUGCUUUAAUGGAAAGAAUCCCUAGUAAAUGGCCACGUCCUGUAUGGCAUGCACCAUGGAAGAACUACAGGGUCAUCAGUGGUCACUUGGGGUGGGUGAGAUCUAUUGCUGUUGAUCCCAGCAAUACUUGGUUUUGUACUGGUUCUGCAGAUCGAACCAUUAAGAUAUGGGAUUUGGCAAGUGGAAGGCUAAAGCUCACAUUAACAGGUCACAUUGAACAAAUAAGGGGCCUUGCUGUUAGCCAAAAACAUACCUACAUGUUUUCUGCUGGUGAUGACAAACAAGUCAAAUGCUGGGAUCUUGAACAGAAUAAGGUUAUCAGGUCUUAUCAUGGUCAUCUAAGUGGUGUUUAUUGCCUGGCUCUUCAUCCUACGAUAGACAUUUUGCUGACUGGAGGACGUGAUUCUGUGUGCCGAGUCUGGGAUAUACGGAGUAAAAUGCAAAUCCAUGCACUAUCUGGUCAUGAUAACACUGUCUGCUCUGUAUUUACCCGCCCAACUGAUCCACAAGUUGUUACUGGUUCCCACGACACUACCAUUAAAUUCUGGGACCUUAGAUAUGGUAAAACAAUGGUAACACUUACAAACCAUAAAAAAUCAGUUCGAGCAAUGGCCCCACAUCCGAAGGAGCAGUGUUUUGCAUCUGCAUCAGCCGACAACAUUAAGAAAUUCAACCUUCCAAAAGGAGAAUUUAUGCAUAACAUGCUCUCUCAGCAGAAAACCAUAAUCAAUGCGAUGGCUGUCAAUGAGGAGGGCGUGAUGGUCACUGGAGGUGACAAUGGGAGUUUGUGGUUUUGGGAUUGGAAGAGUGGUCACAAUUUCCAGCAGGCGCAAACAAUUGUACAACCUGGAUCAUUGGACAGUGAAGCUGGUAUUUAUGCACUGACCUACGAUGCAACGGGUUCAAGGCUGAUUAGUUGUGAAGCUGACAAGACAAUCAAAAUGUGGAAAGAAGACGAAACUGCAACACCAGAAACCCAUCCCCUCAAUUUUAGGCCUCCCAAAGAAAUCCGCCGAUUCUAACUGCUGAGCGACUAUUCAUUAUGUAUCGUCAUCAUGUUUUGUAAAGAUUUUCCGAGUGCUGCUGCUUGUAAGUUUCAGCCCCUUUUCUAUUUCGAUUAAUAUUAUUCGUAAACAGUACGUGGUGCACACUAACAUGGUUUACAUGAGCUGCUGCUUCCCUUUAAAUUCUACUAUUCACAUAAGAGAGGACAAAUCUUGAAGACGA
This is a messenger RNA of Prosopis cineraria, 2224 nucleotides long. Its product is annotated as protein pleiotropic regulatory locus 1. Gene Ontology annotation, molecular function: protein binding. The coding region runs from base 577 to 2019 and encodes 480 amino acids. The record is from RefSeq and is a predicted model, not a curated record. Lineage: Eukaryota; Viridiplantae; Streptophyta; Magnoliopsida; Fabales; Fabaceae. Gene Ontology annotation, cellular component: catalytic step 2 spliceosome; Prp19 complex; precatalytic spliceosome. The transcript has 18 exons. Gene Ontology annotation, biological process: mRNA splicing, via spliceosome.